UCUCGAAAAAACUCUUCUGAUGGGAGGACAAGUGGCGAGAAAAACCCUGAACUUAAAUCGGAAGCAUUUGCACAUUCCAAGAAUCGAUCGAACUUUGAGUUUUGGCGGUCGCAAGUGGAGUCGAGCACCGUCGAGUCGAGUCGAGUCACCAGUUCUCCGCAGACGAUUCAGCAGCCUCUCCAAUCAGCCAUUUGCAGUGUCAAUCUUGGUAGUAGUGGUGAUGGCACGCUGAGCGCCGAUAGCGGAGUGUCAACAACACGCCAACCCAAUCAACAGAAAAACGUGGAUGUUGAGCGUGAGGUGGAGUCUGCAACGCCAAAAGGUGGAGAUGAGACGGCUGCAACGCAAGACGACGCGACGACUGCUGCUGCUGCAGCGGAGAUCCUUACAGAGGCAGGCAGCUCAGACAUUGUUUCAGCAGGACUGAAAGAGAACAAACAGCAGUUGCUGGAGCAGCAGCAGCAACAGAACCCAAAGCCAAAGCCAAUUCUCAAGCGACAGGACGUUCCAAUAAGCAUUGUCGCGUUACCGCCUGCCACCACCCUACCCCCACCUAUUCUCAAGAAACGUGACAGCUUUAGCGGCGGCAGCAGCAGCAGCAGCGGCAUCAAUGAAUGCUAUUCCAGUGCACAGCAGUCUUGUGCAAUACAUGUGCAAAAUGUGAUUACAUCCGCAAAGCCUGCUUCGAUACUCAAAAACCGACAGCCUCGUGGGUCGUAUUCGUUCGAUGAGAAUGUUCAUGUCAAUGACGUGCCAUCAUCUUCUUUCGAUGAUGGAGCGCAUCUGUUGAAGCCAAUCCUGAAGAAAAAGUCGUGGAGCAUCGAGGAAAAGGUGGCUGUUUCUACGAAUAGUUCAAACCUAAACGAGGCAGUCAAGGGAAUUCUCAAGACAUCUAGCGACAAAUUGGCUUCCUUCUCAGCGUCAUCUUCUCGCAAAAACUCCGCAGUAGACGAGCUUGCCGUGUUAUCCAUUUCUAGUGCAAUUACCCAGUCCAGUUCCACCGCCUCUCCCACUAAAGCAACUCUAAAAGGAAUUCUCAAAACAUCGCCCAAAAAUCGCUCUGCAUCCAUCUCGCCUUCUAGUUCAUUUGAGGCACUGUCAGAUGACACUGAACUUGACGCUGUUCCAUUGCCACCGUCGUCACCAAAGCCUACUACAAGUGCAGCUAUGUUCUGUAGAGAAGUGUCUACGCAAGAAGAAGAGUAUUCUCCGCCAGACGUGCCAUCGUCAGACUCGAUAAUGAGCUACAGUGAUUUUACCGUACAACAACACCAACACGAACAACUCUGCAAUGAGGACUCAGCAAACAGCCAGCCAGUUCCUGCGGUGGCUGCUGCAUCGUCUGCUAGGCCAGCGUUGUUCAAGACCAUCAGUGUACACGCCUCCUCCGACAGUGACAGUCCCUCUGGCAGCCCUCUUAGUUCUAGUGAAACGCACACUAGUGACUGUAGUGUGUCCCAGCAGCAAAGUGUUCCCUCUAGCCAGAUAGAUGAUGCAGUGAAUGAUGAUGAUGUUGAUGAUGAUGAAUCUCCCUCCCAAGAGUCUAGCGCCGACACAGCACUCACCAGUGACCAUGAAAGCUGUGAGGAAACUGAUUUGAG
Rhagoletis zephyria (snowberry fruit fly) is the source of this 1601-nucleotide messenger RNA. NCBI's taxonomy places the organism in Eukaryota, Metazoa, Arthropoda, Insecta, Diptera, Tephritidae. The record is from RefSeq and is a predicted model, not a curated record.